Molecule: messenger RNA, 1101 nt
Organism: Corticium candelabrum
Lineage: Eukaryota; Metazoa; Porifera; Homoscleromorpha; Homosclerophorida; Plakinidae
Exons: 1
Coding region: 352-756 (134 amino acids)
Source: RefSeq, a predicted model, not a curated record
CUGAAUGAAGAAACCAAAGAAAAGUUGGUACUGACAGGCCUGAUAGUACAUAAUGUUUGAUUGGAAGUAAUGCCACUACAAGAUCCACCAGCUUUUGUCUCAGUCAAAAUGCCCUUUGAAAUGGCAGAUAAUGUCAUUAUCUCGAGAAUAGCAGAAAACAGUCAAGUUGCAAAAAUUACAAGUCUACGUAGUCCUUUGCACAACAUGUGGAAACGGGAGUGAGAGUAUACAAAGUACAAAAUCCAAGAGGAUUUUCCAGAGCGUAUAAUUUAUGGAAGAUACAAUUUACGUCUGCAUGUGUGAUAUGCUGGACAACCUCCAACAUGUUAUAGAAGCGGAAGCACUACUCAUAUGAUAAAGAACUGUCAACAAAAAAAAGAUAAGAAUCCUGAAGACCAGCGUAAUGAGAAUCAUGACCAUGAUCUUGAUAAAAACCACGAUUUAGAAAUGCAGCAAGAAAACAAAGAAGGAGAGAAUGUAAAAGAACCGGACUGUCAAACAGCAACAGAAAUGGAACUAUCAGAACAGAAUCCUGAAAGUACAGAAAGACAACUGAAAUCUCUACAAGAGAUGACAGGUUCAACACUGGAAACCACCAAUCAAUCACAACCAGAAACAGACAACCAAAAAGUAAGGGACAAAUCAGUAACAAACACGUUACCAGAAACAAAACAGUGUGCACAAUCCAAUCCAACAGAAAGAACAGCAGAUCACAAGCAACAGUCUAAAGAAGGAAAACUGAACAUGACACUCUGACAAAAUCGUAAAACAUUGUGCAAUCACUUGACAGAAAAACAGAAUCACAAUCCAGAUCUAGAACACAAUCUAGAUCACCGGUCACCGAGCAGAAGAGCAAACAUCGAAAGGGGGGCACAAAGUGCUGCUGAAGAAAAACUACAUGUUUCUCUCUUAUAUGGCUUGGGAGACUUUAAUAACUAUUGGAGACCAUUUGCAGAAAGAAAAGAAGGAGUUAUAACUAUGUUAAUUUGAAAUGGUAUAUAACUUAUGAUUGCAAAUGAUCUAAACUGAGUCUGAAGGACUCUUUUAAUAAAACAGAAAAAAUGUAUGUGUGUACUAUGUGAUGGCAUGUCCACUGAUAAC